GGUAUUGUCCUUCCUGCUAGAGCCUCUGUUCUCUGCCCUUUUCUCGCCUAUGGUAAAGAAGUCACUAAUCUGGUUGCUCUCCCUAAUAAAUUCCUCUUGUCACCAGGGGCAGUCCCUGACAGGAAAAGCCCCAGGACUCGGGGAGGGAGAGAGAGCUAGCUAGAGGCUGCUGGGGAAGAGGGUGCUGCCACCCGCCGCCUCUGGAGCUCACUGCAGUGGGGACAGCCAGCCCAGCACAGGGCACCGUCAGCCACCGGGCGAGCCCUGCCUGGUCCUGCGGUGGCAGCCAGCAGGAUCAGGGGAGGCAUCAUGUUGCCAGGCUGCCCACACCUCUGGGUCCUGCUGGUCCUGGGCACCAGCUGGGCAGGCUGGGGGAGCCAAGGGACUGAAGCAGCACGGAUAAGGCAGUUCUACGUGGCUGCGCAGGCCAUCAGCUGGAGCUACCGCCCCGAGCUCACAAACCUAAGUUUGAAUACUUCUGGAACCUCCUUUAAGAAAAUUGUCUACAGAGAGUAUGAAGCAUAUUUUAAGAAAGAAAAACCACAAUCUAGCAUUUCAGGACUUCUUGGGCCUACUUUAUAUGCUGAAGUUGGAGACAUCAUGAAAGUUCACUUUAAGAACAAGGCAGACAAACCCUUAAGCAUCCAUCCUCAAGGAAUUAAGUACAGCAAAUUCUCAGAAGGUGCUUCCUACACUGACUACACAUCCCCUGUGGAGAAAAUGGAUGAUGCUGUGGCUCCAGGCCAAGAAUACACCUAUGAGUGGACUAUCAGUGAGGACAGUGGGCCCACACACGAUGACCCUCCAUGCCUCACACACAUCUAUUAUUCUUACAAUGAUCUGAUACAGGACUUUAACUCCGGGCUUAUUGGACCUCUGCUUAUCUGUAAGAAAGGUACCCUCGCUGAAGAUGGGACUCAGAAGAUGUUUGACAGACAACACGUGCUGCUGUUUGCUGUGUUUGAUGAAAGCAAGAGCUGGAGCCAGUCAUCCUCCCUAAUGUACACAGUCAAUGGCUAUGUGAACGGGACAAUGCCAGAUAUAACGGUUUGUGCCCAUGACCACAUCAGCUGGCAUCUGAUUGGGAUGAGCUCUGGCCCAGAAUUGUUUUCCAUUCAUUUCAAUGGCCAGGUCCUGGAGCAGAACCAUCACAAGCUUUCAGCUAUCACCCUUGUUAGUGCGACAGCCACCACUGCAAAUAUGACUGUGAGCUCAGAAGGAAGGUGGAUCAUAUCUUCUUUCAUCCCUAAACAUUUCCAAGCUGGAAUGCAAGCUUACCUUGACAUUAAAAACUGCCGAAAAAAAACCAGGAGUCCCAAGAAACUAACUCGUGACCAGAGACGGCACAUUAAGAGGUGGGAAUACUUCAUCGCUGCAGAGGAAGUCAUCUGGGACUAUGCACCUAUAAUACCAACAAGUAUGGACAAAAAAUACAGGUCUUUGCACUUGGAUAAUUUCUCAAACCAAAUUGGAAAACAUUAUAAGAAAGUUGUUUACAAGCAGUACCAAGAUGAGAACUUCACCAAACGCAUGGACAAUCCCAAUAUCAAAGAAGAUGGGAUUUUGGGUCCUAUUAUUAGAGCCCAGGUCAGAGACACACUCAAAAUCGUGUUCAAAAACUCGGCCAGCCGCCCCUAUAGCAUUUACCCUCAUGGAGUGACCCUGUCCCCUUACGAAGUUGAAGUCAACUCUUCUUCCUCCACCUCAGGCAAUAAUACUGUGAUCAGAGCAGUUCAACCAGGGGAAACCUAUAUUUAUAAAUGGAACAUUCUAGAGUUUGAUGAGCCCACAGAAAAUGAUGCUCAGUGUUUAACAAGACCAUACUACAGUGACGUGGACAUCACAAGGGACAUUGCCUCUGGACUUAUAGGGAUACUUCUAAUUUGUAAGAGCAGAUCCCUGGACAAGCGAGGCGUACAGAGAGCUGCUGACAUUGAGCAGCAGGCUGUGUUUGCUGUGUUUGAUGAGAACAAGAGCUGGUACCUUGAAGACAACAUCAACAAGUUUUGUGAAAAUCCAGAUGAGGUGAAACGUGAUGACCCCAAGUUUUAUGCUUCAAACAUCAUGAGCACUAUCAAUGGUUAUGUGCCUGAGAGCAUACCCAUUCUAGGGUUCUGCUUUGAUGACACUGUCCAAUGGCACUUCUGCAGUGUGGGGAAUCAGGAUGACAUUUUGACCAUUCACUUUACUGGGCACUCCUUCGUCUAUGGGAAGAAACAUGAGGAUACCCUGACCCUCUUCCCCAUGCGUGGAGAAUCUGUGACCAUCACAAUGGACAAUGUUGGAACUUGGAUGUUAACUACCAUAAAUUCUGGUCCAAGAAGCAAAAACCUAAGGCUGAGAUUCAGAGAUGUUAAAUGUAUCCGGGAUUAUGAUGACGACUCAUAUGAGAUUUACCAACCUCCAACGUCUAGUCCCAUAGAUACACGGAAAAUGCGUUAUUCUCCAGGAAACAGAGAUGAGGACUAUGAUGCAGAGUUUGAUUACCAGAAUUCACUGGCUUCCUCGUUAGGAAUUAGGUCAUUCAGAAAUUCAUCACUGAACCAGGAGGAAGAUGAGUUCAAUCUUACUGCCCUAGCCCUGGAGGGUAGCUCUGAAUUCAUUUCUGCAAGCACGGAUGCAGCUGUUGGUUCAAAUUCUUCUUCUCCAAGGAACAUCAGUAGGCUCAUGGUGGAUAACCUAACAGGACCUCAGAAAACCUUUCCUCACUCAGGAAGCGCUGGAGCUGGGUCCCCCCUGAGACACCAUGGUGGCUUAGACAACGACUCAGUUCUCAACUCUCCCACCGAAGAGAGCAGCCCUUAUUCAGAAGACCCUAUAGAAGAUCCUUCACAGUCGGAUUUCACAGGAGUACACUUACUUCCACUUGAUGCAGAACAAUCCAGAAGUCAAGAACAUGCUGAACACAAGGGAUCCAAGGUGCAAAGAGACAGAGCAGCAAAGCACAGGUUCUCCUGGAUGGAGUUACCAACACAUACACUUGAAAGACAUUUAAACCAAAAUAAUGCUUCUCCUUCCAGAAUGGAGCCCUGGGAGAACAUUCCUAGUGAUCUGUUACUCUUAAAACAAAAGGACCCAUCUAAGAUUUUGAAUGGGAAGUGGCAUGUGGCUUCUGAGGAAGGCAGUUAUGAAAUAAUCCAAGAUGCUGAGGAAGACGUGGCUCCUAAAAAAGUGCUAAGUGGCUCCCAUGGUGCCUCGAGGGCUUGGGAAGAACACACCCCCUUUACAAACAAACCUAGAAAGCACAGGGGCCACACGUUUCCUGGAUUCAAACAUACAUCUCUACGAGCAGAGCAGGGUGGAGGAAAUAGGAGACUGAAGAAAAGCCCAUUUUUCAUCAAGACACGAAAAAAGAAAAAGGAAGAGAAACUUGUACACUAUGGUCCUCUGUCUCCCAGGGGCUUUCGCCCUCGGACAGGAGAGGCAGACACGAGACUUGAACACUCAUUGUUUCCCCAUAAGUACAAAGAGACAUCUCUCCCCAUAGACCUCAAUCAGACAUCCUCUUCUGUGAAUGUUGACAUGAUUGCUUCACUUCCUGACCAUAAUCAGAACCCCCCAAAUGACCCUGGCCAGACAAGUUCUCCUCCAGAUCUUUAUCAGAUGGUGUCCCCAGAGGAACACCAUCAAACAUUCCCUACUCAAGACCCUGAUCAAAUGUACUUGACUACAGUCCCUCACUAUGGCCUAAGUUUUGAGUCCUUCCCUACUGAAAGUAAUCAAAUGUCCCCUUCCUUGGAACAUGAAAUAGGGCAGACAACUAUCUCUCCAGAUCUUAGCCAAUCAGCCUCCUCCCUAGACCUAGGCCAGGUGCCCCUAUCUCCUGACCUUGACCAAGCGACCUCCUCCCCAGACCUCAGCCUGAUGCCCCUUUCCCCUGACCUUGAUCAAGGGACAUCCUCCCCAGACCUUGGACAGAUGCCCCUUUCUCCUGACCUUGACCAAGGGACUUCCUCCCCAGACCUCGGACAGAUGCCCCUUUCCCCCGACCUUGACCAAGGGACUUCCUCCCCAGACCUCGGACAGAUGCCCCUUUCCCCUGACCUUGAUCAAGGGACCUCCUCCCCAGACCUCGGACAGAUGCCCCUUUCUCCUGACCUUGACCAAGGGACUUCCUCCCCAGACCUCGGACAGAUGCCCCUUUCCCCCGACCUUGACCAAGGGACUUCCUCCCCAGACCUCGGACAGAUGCCCCUUUCUCCUGACCUUGACCAAGGGACCUCCUCCCCAGACCUCGGACAGAUGCCCCUUUUCCCUGACCUUGACCAAGGGACCUCCUCCCCAGAUCUCGGCCAAAUGCCCCUCUCCCCAAACCUCAGCCAGGUGACUCUCUCUCCAAACAUCAGUCCAACAAUCCUUUCUACACCAUCAUCUCUUCCAGAUAUUGAUCAGACAUCCUACCCUUCUGAGUCUGGUCAGCCACUGCCUUUUUCAGAAUCUGGUCAGACUUUUGAUUAUCCAGACCUUGGUCACAUGCCAUCUCCUUCAUCUGCUCCUAUACUUAAUGACACUUUUAAUGAAGUUAAUCCACUGGUUGUAGUGGGUGUCAGUGGAGAUGAUGGAGAUUACAUUGAGAUUAUUCCAAGGCAGGAGGUCCAGAGCGAAGAAGAUGAGUCCUCUGAAAUUGAUUAUGUGUCUUAUGAUGACCCUUACAAAACUGAUCUUAGGACAGACAUCAACUCCUCCAGAAAUCCUGACAACAUUGCAGCAUGGUAUCUCCUCCGCAGCAACAAUGGAAACAGGAGAAAUUAUUACAUUGCUGCUGAAGAAAUAUCUUGGGAUUACUCAAAAUUUGCACAAAGAUAUGGUGAUGACAUGGAUAAUGAAGAUGCUGAUGAUAUUCCACAGGCCACUGUGUACAAAAAAGUAGUUUUUCGAAAGUACCUAGAUAGCACUUUUACCAAACGCGAUCCUCAAGGGGAGAAUGAAGAACAUCUUGGCAUUCUUGGCCCUGUCAUCAGAGCUGAAGUGGAUGAUGUUAUCCAAGUUCGUUUUAAAAAUUUAGCAUCCAGACCAUAUUCUCUUCAUGCCCAUGGUCUUUCCUAUGAAAAAUCCUCGGAGGGAAAAACCUAUGAAGAUGAAUCUCCUGAGUGGUUUCAGGAAGAUAAUGUUAUUCAGCCAAACUGCAGUUAUACGUACGUAUGGCACGCUACGGCGCGAUCAGGGCCAGAGAGCCCUGGCUCGGCUUGUCGGGCCUGGACCUACUACUCAGCUGUGAACUCGGAAAAAGACAUCCACUCAGGCUUGAUAGGGCCCCUUCUGGUCUGCCGAAAAGGAACACUUCAUAAGGCGAGCAACAUGCCCGUGGACAGGAGGGAAUUUAUCUUACUCUUUAUGGUCUUUAAUGAAAAGAAGAGCUGGUACUAUGAGAAGAAGUCCAAAACGUCUUGGAGACCCAGCUCAGAAGUCAAAAACCCCUAUGAGUUUCAUGCCAUUAAUGGGAUGAUCUACAGCUUGCCUGGCCUGAGAAUGCAUGAGCAAGAGUGGGUGAGGUUACACUUGCUAAACAUGGGUGGCUCCAAAGACAUCCACGUGGUUCACUUUCAUGGGCAGACCUUGCUGGAAAACGGCACUCAACAGCACCAGUUAGGAGUCUGGCCCCUUCUGCCAGGUUCAUUUAACACUGUUGAAAUGAAAGCAUCAAAACCUGGCUGGUGGCUCCUAGACACAGAGGUUGGAGAAAACCAGAGAUUGGGGAUGCAAACGCCAUUUCUCAUCAUAGACAAAGAAUGUAAACAGCCGUUGGGACUAAGCACUGGUGCCAUAGCUGAUUCACAGAUCAAAGCCUCUGAGUAUAUGGGUUAUUGGGAGCCCAGAUUAGCAAGAUUAAACAAUGGUGGAUCAUAUAAUGCUUGGAGUGUAGAAAAAACUACAGUAGAAUCUGCCUGGAAAACUUGGAUACAAGUGGACAUGCAAAGGGAAGUUGUAAUUACAGGAAUCCAGACUCAAGGUGCCAAACACUACCUGAAGUCCUGCUAUAUUACUGAGUUCUGUGUGGCUUACAGUUCUGACCAGACCAACUGGAAGAUCUUCAAAGGCAACAGCACACGGAAUGUGAUGUAUUUCAAUGGCAACUCAGACGCAUCCACAACAAAAGAGAAUCUGUUUGACCCGCCUAUUGUGGCAAGAUACGUCAGGAUCUCUCCAACUAGGUCCUACAACAGACCUGCCCUUCGAAUGGAGCUGCUAGGUUGUGAGGUUAAUGGAUGCUCCGCACCCCUGGGAAUGGAAAGUGGAAAGAUAGAAAACAAGCAAAUCACAGCUUCCUCGUUUAAAAAAUCUUGGUGGGGAGAUUACUGGGAACCCUCUCUUGCGCGUCUCAAUGCCCAGGGCCGUGUGAACGCCUGGCAAGCCAAGGCAAACAACAACAUACAGUGGUUGCAAAUCGAUCUGCUCAAAAUCAAGAAGAUAACGGCGAUAGCCACACAGGGCUGCAAGUCUCUGUCCUCUGAGAUGUUUGUCCGGAGCUACACCAUUCACUACAGUGACAAGGGAGUAGACUGGAAAGCUUACAGGCAGAAAUCCUCCACAGCGGACAAGAUUUUUGAAGGAAACAGCAAUACCAAAGGACAAGUGAAGAAUUUUUUCAACCCACCAAUCAUUUCCAGGUUUAUCCGUAUCAUUCCUAAAACAUGGAAUCAAAGUAUCGCACUUCGCCUGGAACUCUUUGGCUGUGAUGUUUACUAGAAUUGAAUAUUCAAAAGGAAGAGUCUCUUUAAGAUCUCAAACCAUUUAGAGUGGGCAAUGUAUUUUACAGCUAUUUUAAAUGUUAACAAAUUUUCCACUAUUUCUCUUUUUUCUACUAGAGAAUAAAAUUUUAUAUAGAAAUGUUGUAACUCCUUGCCACCGUUAAGCGAGAUGGCAGCUAUUAUAUCUGCAUUAAUUUGAAUAUAGAUGGGAAAAUAAAGAGCCAAAAAGAAAAUGGCUUUUCUUUCACAAUGUUUAAAAAUGCUAUAUAGAAUAAUAUUCAUGGAGUUACCAUGCUUUAUUAUAGCUCAAAUCUUAUAUAUGUUAAUAAAAAUAGUUAUUUCUUUUUAAAAACCA
This is a messenger RNA of Lepus europaeus (European hare), 7044 nucleotides long. It is a transcript of the gene F5, whose product is annotated as coagulation factor V. The coding region runs from base 310 to 6687 and encodes 2125 amino acids. Gene Ontology annotation, molecular function: copper ion binding. The record is from RefSeq and is a predicted model, not a curated record. Lineage: Eukaryota; Metazoa; Chordata; Mammalia; Lagomorpha; Leporidae. The transcript has 25 exons.